This is a messenger RNA of Psylliodes chrysocephalus, 627 nucleotides long. The record is from the annotation of a GenBank genome assembly. Lineage: Eukaryota; Metazoa; Arthropoda; Insecta; Coleoptera; Chrysomelidae.
AUGUUACCACAAAUUUUAAUUAUAUCCAUCUCUUCAGUAUCUAUUUUAAUAAUUUAUAUGAUUAAGAAAAAAUAUAAAAAAACGUUAAACCAAUUUACCGAAGAUGGAAAAUUCUACCAUCAAUUAAUAUCUGUCGAUAUGAAAAACUUUAAUUGUAAACCGCAUUUAUUUGAGGACAAUUUAUGUAAUAAAUGGUGUUCUUUGUCUUAUAAGAAAACCCUUCAAAAAUUUAUUUCAAGUGCCAAUUUAAGCAUUUGUCUUUGUGUGUACAUGUUAACUUUACAAUCUCUAAACUAUGAAUUGUUAAUGGCUCAUAAGAGAGGAGUGAUUAUCCGAGUUAUUACUGACAAAGGAAUGAUCCAAACAAAACCUGUAAAAGCACAUUUAAAAAAAUUGAAGGAAAAUGGUAUUCCCUAUAAAAUGCAACUUUCCCAACAAAGUAUGAUGCAUCACAAAUUCUGUUUGAUUGAUAAGGAAAAUAAAGAGUUAGCAAAGAUGUUUUUUGGGAGUCUGAAUUUAACCAGUCAAGGUUUACAUUCAAAUUUUGAUAAUAUAAUUUUAACAAACAAUUUAAAUAUUAUAGAAAGAUUUAGUGAAGAAUUUGAAGAAUUAUGGAAUUUGUUUUAG